Molecule: messenger RNA, 2568 nt
Organism: Cetraspora pellucida
Lineage: Eukaryota; Fungi; Glomeromycota; Glomeromycetes; Diversisporales; Gigasporaceae
Source: the annotation of a GenBank genome assembly
AUGUACCUAAGUUCGUGGUGGAGCUUCCCUUAUUCUAAAUCAAACUUAUCAAAACAAUCUAUUAAUUUUGAAGAUAAUAUCCACCCUGUCGUCGAAGUCUCGGAAGCCAUUUCUAAUUCGCAUCGAAUUAUGUCUACCUACGGUAUUUCUCCGAAAAGUGACUCUACUAUCAUAAGUGAAACUGCUUCUGAUAUUUCGGGUGUGUCGACUUUUACCGACUCUACCUCUACCGCUAUAAUAUCCCAAGAUCUAAAUACUGUUCAUUUGGAAAGCGAGAAAAAAUCGGAAAAUGUUGACAAAGUUACUUCAUCUAAUACUAUAAACUCAAAGGUUUCUGCUGUCGACAAUUCCUCAAAUCUGUCUGAACAAAUUAUUAAACCUGAUAUCAAUAAUUUGAAGAAUCCAACAACUAAUGAUGUGUCACCUAUUUCAAAGGAAAGAAAAUUUUCCUCUUUAGAGAGAUCAAAAAAAUCUUCUUCUUCUGAACCAAAACGACGGUCUUUACUCGGUACUUGGUUCUCUUCUUCAACUGAUAUGUCGGAAAAUAUUUCUGAAAAUGAUUUUAUCAAGGCAUCUGAUGUUACUUCGUCGACUAAAGCUCUUUCUAAGUCUCCAACUUUAUCCGAUUUAACAACUUCAACCGUUCAUAAUAUACCUUCUUCAACUUCAAAUACUUCCACUCCUUUAAAUAAUGACCUUUCUUCUUCACAAGGCUCCACCACAUCUCAAAAGUUAGAUUCUUCAAUUAACAAGUUAUCCUCAAUUCAACAUUCAACUGUUGAUGAUCCUCCAAAUCCAUUAGUUCAAACUUUACCUAAAAAUAGUUCUCCUUGGAUAUAUUUAUUUGCGACUAAUCGUUCAGGUGUUCCUAAAAUAAGUCAGAAUUUAGAUACUAAAUUAAUCACUAAUAGUGAAAUUGAUUCUCAAUCUAGAUCUUCAGAAAUGACUACUAAAGUAUCAAUUUCAACUGAUGUAGAUAAGAAAUCAAGAGUCUCAACUGAUGUAGAUAAGAAAUCAAAAGUUAUUACUUCAACCGAUGUAGAUAAGAAAUUAAAAGUUAUUACUUCAACUGAUGUAGAUAAGAAAUCAAAAGUUGUUACUUCAACUGAUGUAGAUAAGAAAUCAAAAGUUGUUACUUCAACUGAUGUAGAUAAGAAAUCAAAAGUUACUACUUCUAAUGAUGUAGAUAAAAAAGUUUCUAUGUCUCCAUCGGUCUCUCCUAAACUAAAACCUUCAAUGGUUAAACUUGCUCCUGUUAGCAUAGUUUUACCAAAAUUUGACGAAUUUGUUAUAAAUAAACCAGUAAAACAUCCUGAUGCUCCUGUUCAAAAGGCUCUUCAUGCUAUAAAUUCUUAUUUAUUUCCACCUGACAAACCUAUUGAUGGAUCUUUACCAAAGUGGUUAGAUGAAAUUACAAGAUCAACUAUUGAUGUUAAAAGAAUAGCUAUUAUCGGUGUUCAUGGUUGGUUUCCAGCAAAAUUAUUAAGAGUUGUCGUAGGUGAACCAACUGGAACUUCUCCAAAGUUUUGUGACAUGAUGGCUAAAGCCGUUUUGGGUUAUUUAUCUCAACAUAAUAUUUCUUUACCAAGUGAUGCAAUCACUUGUAUACCACUUGAAGGUGAAGGAACGAUAGAAACUCGAGAGCAAUUAUUACAUAAAAAUUUAUUAUAUAACAAGACUUGGUGUGAAGCUCUUACCUUGGCUGAUGUCGUAUUUGUUGCAACUCAUUCUCAAGGCACUCCUGUUGGUACAAUUCUUCUUUCAAGACUAAUUAAAGAACGUCUUGUGAAUCCUAAACAACAACGUAUAUGUCUAUUGGCUAUGGCUGGAAUUUCUCAUGGUCCAUUUCCAUAUUUAAAAGAUCAUUACAUAAUAAAAUACUUUGUGGGUGCUGGAAGAAGUCCUGAUGUUGAUGCUUCUAGAGAGCUUUUUGAAUUUAUGGAUUCUGAAAGUGCCGUUGCUAAAAAAUAUCGGGAUGCUCUUAACAUUGUUACUCAGAAAGGUGUAAAAUUGGUAUAUGUUGCUUCUAUGGAUGAUCAAGUAGUUCCAUUAUAUUCUGGAAUAUUUAUCGGAGUAGAUCAUCCGUCAAUUAUGCGCGCAAUUUAUGUUGAUGGUCCAUUAUAUCAAGAAAACGAUUUCUUAAUAAAUCUUAUUAUAUUUGCUAUAAAAUUACGAAAUGCAGGUAUAUUGGAUAAUGGAUUAAUUACUCAAUUAAGUGAGGUUAUAAUCGGUUCAUUGUACGGUGAGGGCCAUUCAACUUUAUACAAUGAAAUUGAUGUUUACACACUUGCUGUACGGUAUCUUUUUGAAGUACCAUCAUUGGGAACAAGCGAAGUAAAACUCUCAAAAUUCCAAGCACAACCAAAGUAUAAUCCAUAUUUUUUGCCUUGGUCAGUUCGAGGUAUUUUGGAAGACAAAAAUGUCACCGGAAAUCCUCGUUUCAUAAACGAAGUUAACAGAUUAAAGAAAUUAUAUGAAGAUUGGGAUCCUUCUUCAAAAGCUUUGAAAGAAUUAAAGUUUCGAUUAGAACCUUUUCGUGAUACUAUUCUAGGCAAAUGGAAGCUAUAA